This is a messenger RNA of Hermetia illucens (black soldier fly), 685 nucleotides long. RefSeq lists its product as uncharacterized. The transcript has a single exon. NCBI's taxonomy places the organism in Eukaryota, Metazoa, Arthropoda, Insecta, Diptera, Stratiomyidae. The coding region runs from base 29 to 616 and encodes 195 amino acids. The record is from RefSeq and is a predicted model, not a curated record.
CUAGGUUUUCCCGCCGGCCUUAGCCACCAUGCCCGAGCACACGCCCGCCCCCACACCUGACCGGGCUGUCUAUGGAUUCGCCCUGUAUCUACUGUUCGGUACCCUGUUCGUCGUCUACGUGAUUUGGGCGUUUGUGCCCCAGUUUAUUCUUGAAGAUAUGUUGGGACUGACAUAUCUUCCUGACAAGUAUUUCGCCCUUUACGUGCCCAUCCUGAUCCUCUGCGCUACAACAUUUUUCGCGUUUUUCAUCUAUCCCGGGUUGAAUAUGUCCUUGACGCCAAAUAUCGACGAUCAGAUGAGUAUCCGCGACUCAAAUUCAAUUAUGAGGUGUCAGCACCGCGACGAAGGAGGACGAAAGUGUGAUAAUCAAGUGAGGCAAGAUAUGGACAGUUGGCGCGUGAGAAAAUUCUGCGAUAUACACGGCAAGGAGCAGUCUGGAGAGGGAGAGGUGGAAGUAGAGGAAGAAAUAACGAACUGGUGCGAUUGCCCCUCUGCGCAUAACUGCUUACUUCGAGAAAAUUCAAGUCACGUGCAGCAACUCAGGGCCAGGAUCAAGAUUCCAGCGAUCUCUGACAUGGACUUGGCUGAUGUGUGCAAGGAAGUAUUUGGUAAAUAAACAUUUUAAGAUUUAUUGUUACUUAGCGGAGUAUUUUGUACAAUACAAUUUGUUGGUUUUCAAACGGCA